CGCGCAGCGCCGCCGAGGGCGCGCACAAAGCCGCUUCCAGACGCCCCCGGCCGGGCCAAGGUUGAGGAGCCCCUCAAGACAUCCUCCUCCCCACUCCCCAAUUGACAAGAGUGGCCUUCUCCCCGGCCAUUCGCCAUGCAUUCCCUCGACGAGCCGCUGGACCUCAAGCUGAGCAUCUCCAAGCUCCAGGCGGCACAAGCAAAGGGCGACCAGACCCUGGGCAGCUCCAGGCCCCGAUCCUUCCGCCAGGACUACCGGGUCCGUGAGGACAGCAGCCCCGACUCGCCUCAUUCCCCACUUGACGGCCUCCAGUUGCACUCCAAAUGCCACGACAAGAGGGACACCCGCUUCUCCUCCACCCCCACCAUCGACCUGAGCCUUUCUCCUCCUCCUCCUCCCGGCUUGGACUCCCCCGGCGGGGGCCGUGCCUCGCUCUCCCCCGACAGGCAGAGCGGCGGGGAGUUGGUGAGCUCCUCCGCCCUGCGGGACCUCCAGUCCCUGCGCUACAUCGAUGGCCUCCGCAGCUCCUUCCAGUUCUUCCUGCCCCUCAACUCGGGGGGUGCCUUGCACCUGCCUGCCUCAGCCUUCCUGGGGGCCCCCAAAGAGAAGCGCCUCUCCCCAGAGAUGCCCCUCCAGAAGCAGCUGGUGUGCCGGUGGUCAAAGUGCAACCAGCCCUUUGACCUGCUGCAAGACCUCGUGGACCACGUCAACGACUUCCACGUGAAGCCCGAGAAGGACGCCGGCUACUGCUGCCACUGGGAGGGCUGUGCCCGCCACGGAAGGGGCUUCAAUGCCAGGUACAAGAUGCUGAUCCACAUCCGCACGCACACCAAUGAAAAGCCCCACCGCUGCCCCACCUGCAACAAGAGCUUCUCUCGGCUGGAAAACCUGAAGAUCCACAACCGCUCCCACACAGGCGAGAAGCCCUACAUCUGCCCCUACGAAGGCUGCAGCAAGCGCUACUCCAACUCGAGCGACCGCUUCAAGCACACCCGCACGCACUACGUGGACAAGCCCUACUACUGCAAGAUGCCCGGCUGCCACAAGCGCUACACAGACCCCAGCUCCUUGCGCAAGCACAUCAAGGCCCACGGCCACUUCAUCUCGCACGAGCAGCAGGAGCUGCUGCAGCUGCAGCCGGCCCCCAAGCCCUCCCUGGCGGCCCCCGCGGACGUGCCUUACCUCAACGGGGCGCAGAUCAUCAUCCCCAACCCCGCCGCCCUCUUCGGCAGCCACGGCCUGCCCCUCCCGCUGGCGCCCGCCCCACUGGACCUCAGCGCCCUGGCCUGCGGGGGGCUGGCCGGCCUCCACAGCCCUGUCCUGGCACCCCUCAACCUGGCCAAGAACCCGCUCCUUGCCUCACCCUUCGCUGCCAGCAGCCUGGGGCUGCCCGUCGUCUCCUUGCUGGCAGGGGCCGCCUCCGCCAAGGCCCUGCCCGAGAGGAGCGUGGCCCGGCCCAGCAAAGGCGGUGGGGGCGGGCAGGGGCCGCCGCAGAGCUGCAAGGAAGCCAGCGGGAGGACUGAACGGGGCCGGGCGGGCGCAGAGGGCCUCUCGCUGCUGCCUGCAGGGGGCGCCCUGGACCUCUCCACCGGCAUGAACUCGGCGGGCAGCUCAGACGGCCUGCCCCCCGGUUGGGUGGUCAUCCCCACAGGUUCCAUGUUGCUGAAGCAAGCCGUGGUGAACUGAAGGGGGAUGGGGUGGGGGGAAUCUGGGACCGGCCAUGGCCAGCGGAGGACCCCAGGCAGCCCUGGAAGAGCUUCUGGCCUGUGCCGAAAGGUGCCCCCCUCUCUUCCCCCCCACCAGACACGCCC
This is a messenger RNA of Lacerta agilis (Sand lizard), 1811 nucleotides long. RefSeq names its product GLIS family zinc finger 2 (gene GLIS2). Gene Ontology annotation, molecular function: DNA-binding transcription factor activity, RNA polymerase II-specific; RNA polymerase II cis-regulatory region sequence-specific DNA binding. Gene Ontology annotation, cellular component: nucleus. Bases 136 to 1686 code for a protein of 516 amino acids. NCBI's taxonomy places the organism in Eukaryota, Metazoa, Chordata, Lepidosauria, Squamata, Lacertidae. The record is from RefSeq and is a predicted model, not a curated record. Gene Ontology annotation, biological process: smoothened signaling pathway; regulation of transcription by RNA polymerase II. The transcript has 7 exons.